ACAACAGCACUGCACAGUCACAACAACCACAGCCCGUCACACCUUCCGACCACACGCGAACCAGGUGGUCCGGUCUCUCUACACGCCCAUACCGACUUGCUCUUUGCGCAUCUCGCAUCGCAGCGUUCGCUGCCUUGCCACUCCGACAUCAAGCAACACUUGUCUCCCCGUGCCCGGCCACGCGCGCCCGCCGAUAGCGGAAAGAAAGAGCAGGGACUCUCAGCGAAAGAAAAACACUCUCGUCCAGUAAAUACAACCGCGGCAGCGGCGGCGGCAAAACGCAGCCUUCCGAAGGGGAAAAUGGCUUCCCGCUCAGUGCACCCCGCGACAUCGCGCUCCAAGGCGCAGCCCACGGGCAACGAGGAGGCCGGCGAGCGCAUCAGCCUCGGCGAGUUCCAGGACGUCGACACCCUCACCCUCUCCGAGGCCGCACUCGUCAUCAACGCCCUUGUUAGCAAGCGUCGCAACGACCGCAAGAAUGUCAACGAGACCGAGAUGUUGACAAAAACCAUCGACUACCUCGACGCCUUCUCGCGGUUCAAGCAAAAAGAGCACGUCGAGGCCGUGGAGCGGCUGCUCAGCGCGCACAAGGAGUUCCACAAGUUUGAGCGCGCGCAACUCGGCUCACUCUGCUGUGAGACGGCCGAAGAGGCCAAGACCUUGAUCCCCUCGUUACAGGACAAGAUCAGCGAUGACGAUCUCCAGGAGCUGCUGGACGAGAUGUACAAGCUCAUGCCGAGGUGACAGAACUCACCAAUGGCCUUGUGGAGCAUAUGUGUCUCUCAUGAUUGUCGGUUCAGCACAAUCAAUAUCAUGAUCUUAUCCGCGGCCGAAAGGGCUCCUAUGCGGCUGCAUCAAGAGCCUCAUUGUCAAGGCUCCUGGUGACUGGCUCUCUGGCUUUGGGGCAGUUGCUCGUAUCUUGAGGCACAAAAACCGUGGGAAAUGAACGAGGAGUCACCACCAAGGAUGGUCAGAAGGCACUCCACCGAGACUGUACAGCACGAGAGACCACGAUAUCUUGCCAAAAAAAAAGAGAGACGGGGAGAAAACAAAACAAUAAAUUGCAUCAAUGGGCGGCGUCAUGGAGUACUAGAUUAAAUCGUACUUGGGUAAAACAGCUACAAACAAGAACAACCAAGAAAUAGCAAAACAUAAACGGCAGAUUCCCCAAUCAGUGAUGCUGGAUUGCAGCCGGGAGCAAAAAACAAGGUCGACAAGGAGUCCAGCCGGCG
Messenger RNA from Microdochium trichocladiopsis, 1232 nucleotides. RefSeq names its product RNA polymerase Rpb4. Gene Ontology annotation, cellular component: RNA polymerase II, core complex; P-body. Gene Ontology annotation, biological process: mRNA export from nucleus in response to heat stress; transcription initiation at RNA polymerase II promoter; positive regulation of translational initiation. The record is from RefSeq and is a predicted model, not a curated record. Gene Ontology annotation, molecular function: translation initiation factor binding; nucleotide binding. Lineage: Eukaryota; Fungi; Ascomycota; Sordariomycetes; Xylariales; Microdochiaceae. The coding region runs from base 301 to 744 and encodes 147 amino acids. The transcript has 3 exons.